UAGAAAGUGACGGAAGAAGGCUUGUAGCGGUGUGCUUCAGCUAUGGCGACUCCCCCGAAGAGAAUGUGUCACAGCCCUGUCUUUAACAACAGCUUUGAGAAAAGGUUUAAGAAGCUUUCCGUAGAAGGCAAUAUUGCUGCCGGGAAAUCCACGUUUGUGCGAAUACUUGAAAAGGCUAACGACGAGUGGGAGGUUGUUCCAGAGCCAAUUGCCAAAUGGUGCAAUGUCCAAACCACCGGAAAUGAAGAUGAGGAGCUGUCCACAUCUCAGAAGAGCGGAGGAAAUUUGCUACAAAUGCUGUACGAUAAACCUACCCGGUGGGCUUACACAUUUCAAACGUAUGCUUGCCUUAGCAGAGUGAGGGCACAGCUUAAUCCACCGUCCCAUAAGUUACGUGAAGCAGAACAUCCUGUGCAGUUUUUUGAAAGAUCUGUGUACAGCGAUAGGUAUGUUUUUGCUUCCAGCUUAUUUGAAUCUCAAAACAUUAAUGAAACAGAGUGGGCCAUAUAUCAAGACUGGCAUACAUGGCUCCUAAAUCAGUUUGAAUCCGACAUUGACUUGGAUGGGAUAAUCUACCUCAGAGCAACACCAGAGAAAUGUAUGGAUAGGAUACACACUCGAGGUAGAGAUGAGGAGCAAGGAAUUGAACUCGAAUACUUGGAAAGUUUACACUAUAAGCACGAAUCUUGGCUUUAUGACAGGACAAUUCAGGUAGAUUUUGAAAACCUGCAGCACAUGCCAGUUCUGGUUUUGGAUGUCAAUGAAGACUUCAAAAAUGACAAAAUCAAACAGGAGGCAUUGCUUGACAAAGUAAAGGAAUUUUUGGCUUCCCUCUAAUCUUGAGUGAAGAAGGGAAGACUUUUAUAUUGAUUUGGGCAUUCCCUCAGCCACCCAAUUGAUGUGACCAAUGACUGGAAUUCAGUUAAUCUUUUUAUAUGUAUAUUUUUUCCCAUAAAUUAAUGUAUAGGGACCCCUUUAAUGUAACAUAGGUAGGUAGUAAAGAAUGGGGCUGUAGCUUUUUCCCACUAAACGUUUUAAAUCUUUUAUGUGGCAGUUCCAAAUUAUAUUCCUUUGAUGGUAUUAAUACUUAUACAGGACAGCAGUAUCUACAUUGAGUGCACAUUAUAGUGGGAACACGCUAAAAAAUCUAUCCAUAGGUGAAGGGGCUGGGCCAAAUUUUACUUUUUUCCUUGCAGUGAUGUUCUGCUACAUAAAUCAAAAGCCUUUUUUAUUUCUAAUAUCCAUGUUGCAUGGUAAUGUCACUGCUUGAGGAAACAAGGUUUGCACAAAGUGUGAACUUGACCAUCAGAAAUGGUUUUAUUCCUUAUCUAUUUACUCCAUGCAAUAUGGUAUUUAGACCCAGUUAUUAUGAAGAUAUGUCAGGUUGGUUGGCCACAUUUUUCUAUGUCUCUUCUAAGAGAGGCUCCUGUAUAUAACUUUCACAGAACAAAAGUUUUUGGGUUUUUUUCCCCUCCCCCCAUACAGUUUAAUGUUUGCAAAGGUGCUCCAUAGCUGAUUAACAUCAGUUAUAAAGCACACUAUAAGAUAUUUUUUUUUUUUUUUUUUUUUUAAGACCAUGUACCUUACGGUCACAAAUAGUGCAGUUUAAUAUGUAAACCUGCUAAAGGGUAUGGCACACUACACUUUUACUACCUCAACAAGCAGCAGUAACCAAAACUCUGUAGAGUGAAAUUAAUGGUGGCCAGUGCUGCAUGUAGUCCUAUACCUACAAGUAAAUGUAUAUUUAAUGUUUUUUGGAUGUGGUUAC
Xenopus tropicalis (tropical clawed frog) is the source of this 1768-nucleotide messenger RNA. It is a transcript of the gene dck.2, whose product is annotated as deoxycytidine kinase, gene 2. Lineage: Eukaryota; Metazoa; Chordata; Amphibia; Anura; Pipidae. Gene Ontology annotation, molecular function: deoxyguanosine kinase activity; deoxynucleoside kinase activity; ATP binding. The record is from RefSeq and is marked provisional. Gene Ontology annotation, biological process: deoxyribonucleoside monophosphate biosynthetic process; dAMP biosynthetic process.